Messenger RNA from Aspergillus nomiae NRRL 13137, 2028 nucleotides. Its product is annotated as fungal specific transcription factor domain-containing protein. The annotation marks the transcript as partial. Lineage: Eukaryota; Fungi; Ascomycota; Eurotiomycetes; Eurotiales; Aspergillaceae. Gene Ontology annotation, biological process: DNA-templated transcription. Gene Ontology annotation, molecular function: DNA binding; zinc ion binding. The transcript has 6 exons. Gene Ontology annotation, cellular component: nucleus. The record is from RefSeq and is a predicted model, not a curated record.
AUGGCGCCAACCACCUCGAUCGUCAUUUUGAUCCGAUAUCAUUACCCUCCACCACGGCCAGAAAUCUGUUCCCCGGAAUUGAAGACUAUGAGUGCUCCGAAUGAUAACUAUACGAUACACAAAGUCUCCUUGAAACGUACACGGCAGGCCUGUGGUCCUUGUCGUCGGAAGAAGGCGCGCUGCCCGGGAGAAAAGCCGACAUGUUCGCUCUGCGAAAGGCUCGGCCAGCGCUGCUCAUACGGGCCGCAGGCUGCCCCGAGUCGUGCUGCCACCACUAGAGCUUCUCCUGCUCAUGGGCAGGAACGCGGUUUGGGAGAGCCCGGAGAUGCCAACCUGUCGAGCUCGCAACGAUUCGAGCGCAUUGAAGAGAGAUUGGAUAAGAUGGCAAGCAUUCUCCAGUACGAACGCUAGGAAUGCUUGCUGAAGAACAAUCCGUUGACUGGAGUGGCGAGCGGAAAUUCACUUCCCUCCCAUGGCUAUGGCCACCGCAGCAUGGGCAAUUCUCCCGUAGCCUUGAAUUUCCAAAAUACGGAACGUCGUUAUUCUGUGGGGUACGUGACCUCGCUGCCACCUGAUUUUGUCAAAUCUGAGGUAGAGAUUUAUCUGGCCCAUUUCCAUGACCAGCCCUACUGUGUUUUCUCCAAGGACUGGCUUUUGAGCCGAGAUCUGUCAUUACCUCCGGAAGUCGCAUUCCCAUUAGUGGCUCUUACUUCUCGGAUCUCACGCCGCUCGCCGGGGCCUACUGGAAGCGGCGUGCUUCCUACAAAGCACUAUGCCGACAAGGCCUGGGAUAUCUUGUCAUACCAGUACAAGAGCGGUAAACUGGGUCUUUCAUUUUUACAGGGAACAUUCCUUAUGGCUCAGGUGGACUUCGCCGACGGCCAAUCCCAUCGAGGGUAUUCAUCUGUUGCACUGGGGCUCCGGACGAUUCAAUCUGCCGGCCUGAACAAAGAUAAGUAUACGUCGUCCCUCACAAACUCAGAAGCGGAAGAAAGAAGACGCAUUACCUGGGCCUUUUUUAUGCUGGACCGCAGUUACAAUGCAUCGCGAGACUAUUCAUUGUGCCUUUCAGACAAACAUUUCACCAUUCUUUUUCCUACACCGGAUACGCCAGCCUCGCUCUCUGGUGAGGAAUCACUGGCUCGUGGAACACUACACGACGGGCCCGAAAAGCAAGGAGAAAAGCUUGACCACGGCAUUCUAGCCUGUCUUCUUCGGCUUUACUCCAUUUGGGGCAAAACCACUGAUUAUGUCUUUGAGCCCUUCGACAAAGAUGCGUUACCCCCCUGGCGAUCAGGAUCGGCGCUGGCCGGUCUGGAGUCCGACUGGAUGCAGUUCGAGACUCAUUUUGCCGAUACACAUCGCUAUCGAAGUGUCGACUUCCGACGACGCGCUCGUGAAGAACCGCAUUGUCGCUCGUACCUGUGCAGCUGGCUGUGUGUGCAAUUUCUCUUCCAUUCCGUUCAAUGUCUGCUGCACCAUCCCUUCGUCAACAUGGUUAAGCUCCGCCACAUCGACGGAAACAUACCCGCCACCUUCCUGCAGAAGUCGUAUGAGAGCUCCCUUAUUCAUUCGAGGUGGAUUGCGCGGUUCAUCCGAGAAAUGGAGGAGGUUGACAUCCGGCUGUACGACCCGUUUAUCGGUUAUCUCUGUGCAAUCGCCGCCACCAUUCAGCUCGAGAAUACGGCCAGCAAAAACCCACACAUCGCCCAGCUGGGGAACAGCGAUUUUCGAACGUUGGUUGAUUAUAUGACAGACUUGUCGGCGCAUUGGGAAAACAUGGGUGUCUUAGUCAACCGGGUCAACAAACUGGCUGCGAGACAGAAAAACUACAAGUCGCUAUAUUAUAGCCAGGAUACUUUCUCCGGGGAGCUAACCCGCAUGCCCACGCCGUCCACUAUACCAAGAAUGUCAGAGGCGGACGAAGCUCUGAUGUGGAAUAUUCUCGACUUCAGUUCGUCGUUCACCCCUGCUGAGAUCGUCCAGCUCGGGGACUUGGUCCCGUCACCGUAUCAGCGGAUGGAAACA